Molecule: messenger RNA, 2016 nt
Organism: Acanthamoeba castellanii str. Neff
Lineage: Eukaryota; Discosea; Longamoebia; Acanthamoebidae
Product: histidine kinase A family protein
Exons: 13
Coding region: 1-2016 (671 amino acids)
Biological process (GO): intracellular distribution of mitochondria
Cellular component (GO): cytoplasm
Molecular function (GO): mRNA binding
Source: RefSeq, a predicted model, not a curated record
AUGUCUGCCAAUGAUGCGCAGGAGAUUUCCAAUUUGAUGCACGAUUUUGUAUUCAAUGUGGAGACCUACGCCAAGGUCAUCAUCAACGAGCUCAACGUCGACGACAGCAAGAAAACGAUCAAGCCCGUCGAAGUGGGCGGCAUCGCCGGAGGUAAAAAGUAUGUGGUGCAGGGCAUCCUCUUCAAGUUUUGCAAGGACCCCAGGCUGAGCAAGAAGCCGCCGAUCUGGCUCUACGGUGGCGACAAGCCGCGCGACGACUACGCCAUGAAGGCCGCCGGGCUCGAGCUCCAGGGCCUCAGCCUCCUCGCCACCCCGUCGCUCAUGACCACCCUUCGCCAUCCCCUCAUGUCCCUGAUCGACUACAAGGGCUUCCGUAUGGUGGCCAUGUGCCUGCUGCCGCUCGAUGUCACCUCGCUCCGCUACGGCUCCGACGACGGCGGCAAGACGGUGGUGGCCUCAGAUCCGACCCUCAACCGGGCCAUGGAGAAGGUGGGCCGCAUGUUCAACCUCAAGAAGCACACGGUGGGCAAGGAGCGCGUGCCGAUCAUCGGCCCGGGCGACAUCGAGGGCCACCUGGGCACCGACGGCCGCUACUAUCUCCUCGACUUUGCCCGCCUCAUGCCCCCCGAGGCCCCGCCCAGCUCACAAUCAGAUGCCUACGCUGACCGGGCGGUGUUCUACAAGAUGCUGCGGCCCGAGAUCGUGAAGGAGUUCCACGUGCCCCUCUCGUCCGACGCGUUCACCGGGUGGAGCAAGUACGACAACGACAUCGUGGCGAGCGAGCGCGACAUUCGGGAGGCUACCAAGAAGAUGUUCGACGAGGUCAUCCCCACUCUAGCGCGCGACCUCGACGACACCGACAUCUCCGACUUCUUCGAGCGCGUGCUCAAAGAAGAUGCGGCGAACGACGUGGACUACCUGCUGGUCAAGCUCAACAAGCAGACCAACACGGUGUACGAGAUGCACAGGCGGGGCAUCAACAUGCGACACAUCGGCCGGCUGCGCAAGCUGGUCAAGAACAAGUACUGGCGCAUCAUGCUCCUCUCCGAGGCCAUGUCGCGCUGCAUCAAGCACCAGAUCCGCUACAAGAUGAGGAAAGCGGUGAAGAAUUCGAUUGGUGUGUCGUCGGAGUCGUCGUGCAAGGACCUGGUCCUCGAGCACGUCAACAUUUUCUUCGGCUCGAGCCGAGAGAGCGAUCGAUUCUGGAAGAAGAAGAUCAAGCGGGUGAGCGCCAAGAAGUUUCCCGGCCUUCUCACCGCCCUCGAGUGCAAGCCCAGCUACGAUCUCCGCAAGAGUUUGUCGCUGCGGCUUGUGUUCCUGCUGGCCGAGCGCUGGAACAUUCUGCGGCUCACGGACCGGAUCAAGCGCGAGCUGCUCACGAAGAACAUCUUCCAGGUGCGCGUGCUGCCGGGCGACGUGGAGGAGAUCACGGCCUCGGUCAAGCACUUCCCUCUCGUGCACGCCAUCGACGCCAGCCUCUACCUCAUGGAGGCCAUGAACCCCGAGUGCGACGACGACGAGGCCCUCCGCCUGCUCACCAGCGCCAACGAACACUUGACGAGGGCGCUGGACGAGAAGCCGCGCGCUUCGCACAUGCUAGCCGAGUCGAAGCCGAAGCAGCACGGCGCCGGCCUUUCGGAUGCCGAGCAGCUGUUCGAGAAGGCCAUCACGUCGCACCUGCAGGCCCUCGAGAUCGAGCAGGUGCCGGGCACCUACAACUCGCUGGCCACCGCGAUGGAGGCCUACGCCGACAAGCUCGAGGGCCGCGUCCACGAGGAGCAAGAGCGAAAGCGACACGCCGAGGUCGCAUUCGCGUUCGAGGCCCAGGCGGCCGACGGCGCCAACGGCGGCGAGCGGCUGUGGUCGGACGACGAGAUCGCCGAGCGGCAGGCGAAGGUGCGCACUCUCCGACGCCAGGCCGCCGAGUACCGCGACGUGGCGAGCACGCUCGAGGAGGAGCAACCCGACGCCUCGGCCCGCGUCCUCCAGUUCUGCGCCGAACAACUCAGCGGCUGA